GGCAUCCUCUUCCUGUGUAGAACCCAGCAGAUGAUCUUAAUCUAGAGAGGGGCUCUGACACUCCAGAUGCAAAUCACAGCAGUGGACACAACUCCUUCGUACUUAAUCAUACUAUAAGUUUGGCCUUGCAGUAAAUCGUCCUUUUUGAUUCUCUGUUCUGUUCUCUCUUAGCAGAGCAUGCAAGGUAUAUGCCUCUGCCGCAAGCUUCCCUGUAGGUUCUGGAGCAAGCUGUAGCUGCCAUCCCUGCUCCGUCUCAUGAUAAGCUUCAGGAUUUAAAGCAACUGGAGCAAGUCGAGGAAAUAGACAAGCUAGAGGCUGGCUAUUGAUCUAUGGUUCACGCCAUAACCUUAUUCCAGUGCCCCUGCCCAAGCUUGAAGCUGCAACCAACCACAAGUGCAUCGUUUAUUCGCUGCAGUUCGCGCCAAAAUUGAGAUCCAGAGGCUUGGUGUCUCCCCAACAUUGCAAUGGCUGUUUGGUCAUUUAAAUGCGGAGUUAUAAUGAGCCCAAUCGUUCAGGCUCAAACGGGAUAUUUUAGCGAGUGGGAUAAGUCGGGCAAUAUUCGUUACUUUCUCUCUGCCCUCGAUUCCUUCCGCACCGCGACUUCUUUCCCCCGAUCUCAAUCGAUCUUCCGGCAAUUAGGGCCAGGGUUUCUCUCUCGCUCCACAAACCCUAGAGGAUCUCCCCCCUCCCUUCUCCACCACCAUGGAGGGCUCUGCGGAGGACCCCGGAGAGUGGGAGCUGGCGGACGUGGACGACAGCAUGUUCCGCCUGAUGCUCUCCUCCAAGAAGAGCUCCGAUUCUUCGACUCCGCCGCCGUCGACGGCGGGGGAUUUCGCCGAGGAGGCGCCGCCGCUGCCAGAUUCCGUUGCCUCGUCCUCCUCUUCUGGUUUGGCCGAGCGCCGAAGGGGGCCGUCGGAAGAGGUGCUGAGCCAAGUGGAUCAGUUUCUCAGAGAGGCUUUGGAGAAACCGCGGGAACGGCUUUCGAUUUUGCGGAUGGAACAAGAUAUAGAGAAGUUCAUCUGCGAUCAUACUCAACGGGAGCUGGAGUUUAAGGACCUUCCAACUUCCUAUCUACGAUUGGCAGCACACCGUCUGGCCCAACAUUUCUACCUGCAAUCAAUUGCCAUGUCAGACACCAUUAUGCCUGAUGGAUCUGGUUCUCGAAUUGUGCUUCACAAAACUUCUGAUUGUCGAUUCCCUCCAGUUAGGCUUGCAGAUAUUCCUGUCAAUUUGCCACAGGAAGAUGCCAAUAAUGCCAUUAAUUUUGCAAUCAAGCGGAGGCCACAAAAAGAGUCAGUUAUUACGAGUGGAAAUACCUGUUCGUCUAAGACAAACCUCACAAAAAGUGUUGAACAAAGAAAAGAGGAGUACAACAAGGCACGAGCUCGAAUAUUUAACAGUAAUGGUGGUGGUGUUGGAAUGGUAAAGACAGAAGGUGAACCAAACUUGCAAGAUAGCUUCCAACAUCGCUUCUUGGAAUCAGCAAGAUCAGAUGGGAAAUCUACAGUUGAACAAUCUGAAACUAAUCCUGGAAGGGCUUUGAGUGACUCUUCUAUAGGUAGCAAUAGAUCAAACAGAAAUAGGGCAGAUAAAGAGCCUGCUGUCGGUAAAUACAGAACUAGCAAUAGAGUGGCCAUUUUCCGUGAUCGCGAGGUGGAUCGCAAGGAUCCUGACUAUGAUCGGAGUUAUGAUAGGUAUACGCAAAGGUUUGACCCUGGAUUUGGAUUUAGUGGAGGACCUUAUCUCAUGCAGCCUAUGUUUUCCCCUGCUGUUAACUAUAAUACUGAAUUUCCUCAACUUGGAUCAAGUCACAGGCCUCAAAUUCCUAUUGAACACCAACCUAGGCACAUUCCUCAACAUCUGCGGGGACCUUGGUCAGCGACAUCAGGACCUUCUGCAAUUAGCUAUGGUCAUCCUGAUGGUAUGAUGGCAUCAUUUAAUGCUAAUCAAGUUGGGGCACCCUCAACAUCAUCAGUUUACAUGCAUUCUUCCCAAUACUCCGAUCCCCCCUGUCCUCGAAUGUCAUUUGUCCAUUACCAUGAACAUGUUCAACCUUUUGCACAGACUCCUCAGCAGCAGGCUGAAGCAAAUUCUGGGUUGGCCCGGUCCCGCUAAGGGGCUUGGGCAUGCCUGCACCUGCCAGUGCCUCUUUGAGAUCAGAAAUAUGGAUGAUUGCAGUUACAGCAUAGCUGGCAGGAGGAUUCAGGCAUGAAGAAUCGAGAUUGACUGGAGCAAUGCACCUCGUUCUCUGAAAUCACUCAGCCAGUUCCAGCUUUCUCGGCUCUGUUAAUGCUUUCACUUAAGGUGAAAGAAGUUUGGUUUCUAAGAUUCUUAUGCCUUGCUGAGGCUCCAGAUGUCGCUGUUGAGCAAGAGGCAUUAGAGGAUGGCGCAGAGUGAGGCUUAGGCAUGUAAAUAGUUGAUCAAGAUUAAGGUCUGACUAAGAGCACUCUAAGUCCUUUUGCUUUGUUACAUUUUUUAUGAGAUGUCUAGAUGUGGGAAUUGCUUAUAUUUCUCUCUAACAGCGCCAUAGAUCAGGCUGUGUUUCUGCUAUUGUAGUACAGAAAUGUCAGCUGCAGGCUUGCGAGCCUGCUUUCUAUAAGCAAGUGAAUCCAAUGGGAUAUUGGCCCUCUUUGUUCUGGUUGUGGCUGGCAUAUGAUGCCUGGUCAAGAGCUUUGUCACUGACUUCAUAUUAACAGUAUAUGUGUAUCAUACACCUCAUUAUUGGUCAUGUGUAAUGUAUCAAUUGAUUAUAACCCUGUUGGACAUGGUACUUGAAAUUUAUUGUAGAAAUUGAUUAUCAUA
Phoenix dactylifera (date palm) is the source of this 2802-nucleotide messenger RNA. RefSeq lists its product as uncharacterized. The record is from RefSeq and is a predicted model, not a curated record. Lineage: Eukaryota; Viridiplantae; Streptophyta; Magnoliopsida; Arecales; Arecaceae. Gene Ontology annotation, molecular function: nucleic acid binding.